GGGUUGAUUUGAUAAUUUGACAUUUUAGUCACAACUGAGGAUAACAUGACUGCUAUGGGCAAAACGGCUACUCGAGUUUAGCCCGGAAAACAAGCCAUGCCCAUGAUUCUCUCAACUCCUCGUCUGUCUGAACCAUCGUUUCUCUCAUAUGCCAGGGUAGGAAUUGUUUCCACUCAAAGGAAGAAAACUGCAAUUUUCUGCUCGAGUCACAGAUUAAAAGACAAUGGAGCCAGUCUGCAGAGUGGAUGCGUAUUGCAUAGGAAGGAAAACUUGAGCCGUAGGUUUCUUCUUUUUGUUUUAGUCUCAUCAGGCUUGUCUCCAACCUUGCCUUCUUCUGGAAAGACCAAGAGUAAGAACCCGUAUGAUGAAAAACGCUUGCUAGAACAGAAUAAACGGAGACAGAAAGAGAACAACGCUCCCGAAGACUUCCCAAAUUUCAUCAGAGAAGGCUUUGAGGUUAAGGUUGUAACUUCAGAAGAUUACAGAAAGAGUGAUUCAGGGCUUAUAUACCGGGAUUAUGAAGUUGGUAAAGGUGAUUGCCCAAAGGCUGGUCAACAGGUCACCUUUCAUUAUAUUGGUUAUAACGAGUCUGGUCGGCGCAUUGAUAGCACCUAUUUACAAGGUGCUCCUGCCAGAAUCCGCAUGGGAACUAAUGCAGUGGUUCCAGGAUUUGAGGAAGGAAUUCGGGCCAUGAGGCCAGGGGGGAAGAGAAGGAUAAUCAUUCCUCCGGAGCUUGGACCUCCGGUGGGACCUUCAACGUUUUUCAGCUCGAAACAGUUCGAAGUAUUCGAUAUAGAAUUACUCAGCAUACAGAACUGUCAAAGGAGAACCAUAGCUUUUUAUUCAGAUGUUGUGUGCAAUUGAGUGAUUGGGAAAAAUCUUAAGUCCUUAAAACAGGCCUCUUUUGAAAAGUUUAUUAUGUAAUAUAUCAUGAUUUUUUCUUAACAAGAACUAAUCCCCAUGCUUGUUUCUAGUGUUAAGUAAGAAGAUUACCUAAAAGAAUGCAUUUGGGAAUAUCAUUGAAUUGUUUGGAUUACAA
Molecule: messenger RNA, 1039 nt
Organism: Gossypium raimondii (Peruvian cotton)
Lineage: Eukaryota; Viridiplantae; Streptophyta; Magnoliopsida; Malvales; Malvaceae
Product: peptidyl-prolyl cis-trans isomerase FKBP20-2, chloroplastic
Exons: 7
Coding region: 97-864 (255 amino acids)
Molecular function (GO): peptidyl-prolyl cis-trans isomerase activity
Source: RefSeq, a predicted model, not a curated record